Molecule: messenger RNA, 1035 nt
Organism: Porites evermanni
Lineage: Eukaryota; Metazoa; Cnidaria; Anthozoa; Scleractinia; Poritidae
Source: the annotation of a GenBank genome assembly
AUGUACGUCUGUAUUGGGAAGGGUGGGUGUCGAGCAAGCCGUCGUCGCUCGCCCCAGUAUGAAGACAUGGUCCCUGUUUCACCAUCUAAAGUCAAACACAAGCGAGGGAAAGCAAAGGGAAGUUACAACGCGUCGCCAAUGAACGGAAAUCAUCCUCCGCUGGAAUAUUCGCCCAAACCUUGUAACUUUCAAGAAGAAUUCGCCUCAAAUGCCAGUGUUCUUUCACUGGAUGUAAAUGACAACUCAAAAAAUUCUCGGACGCCGUCGCCUUCUAAAUCUAACACUUUACCGCGACAUACUGCGAAAACACCACCUCAGAAACCUCCCCGCGGACUGCCACCGAAGCCGCCUCGGCUUAUGGAAAGAAAACUUUUCACUUGCGAAAACCCUUCGUGUCAAAAACAGGAAGAACUAUUAGGAAUCGUGGCGCUGGAUUUCAAAUCUUGUCCGUCGUGUUUCACACAUUAUUGUUGUAUUGAAUGUCGAAGAACUCACUGGAAGGAACAUCGUCUUGUCUGCCAUUAUGGACAAGUUAACAGCCAUAUGAAAUCCAUUGUUCAUAUGUGUAACGAAAAUUGUCUGUUACUGCAGUAUUUGAGCGAAAUCGCUCGAGAGGGAUUUGUAACAAAAGGACGUGGGGCUGUCAUGAUGAUUUUUCUGUCACCGAAAGCCGCAGAGCUCUUUGUGGAAAGCGGGGUGGACUAUUUUCGCAAUCCUAGAAAUAGACCGACUUUUUCGUCUGUUCAAGAACUAAAAGACUCCGGUGUUUCUUCAAAACACCAAAAACUUCUUCUUUUUCUUGUAAAUAAUUACUCCCCUGCUCAAGAAAUGGUCUUAAACAUCGCGGUGGUCAUUGGUAAAAACCUCCCCAAGACCCCAAUACCCCGCAACAAGGAACCUGCAGUCAUCACACAGAUAAGAAUUCCCUUUAAGGGCAAGAAACAUUCACGGACAUUCAGUCCUCAAAGAAGCCAAGAAUUUAACACGGUCUGUACGUAUAAUGUAAACGACAACGUGCGAAGAAAAUCGCUUUAA